This is a messenger RNA of Gasterosteus aculeatus aculeatus (three-spined stickleback), 7237 nucleotides long. Lineage: Eukaryota; Metazoa; Chordata; Actinopteri; Perciformes; Gasterosteidae. The record is from RefSeq and is a predicted model, not a curated record.
GGGCCGGUGACGUAUCGUGACAGCCUCGUUGCCGCAACGGUGCAUUCUGGGUGCAACCCAAGAUGGCUGCGCCCUUGCAGAAGUGCUGAAGAAGUGACUCUGCGGCGAAACACUCGGGGGUUUGCGUGUUAUUUCCGGCCAAACCAUCACACCGAAUCGGCUAUCGGGUUCGCCAGUUUGCAGAAGAAGACCUCGCGGUCCCAGACGUCGAGGAGUGCGGCCGGCGCUUCGUGUGGCUGUGGCAGACUGUCCGCUUGAAGAUGGGCCCCGUCUCCAGCCCCUUCCCAUAGCGAAGAGCCGUGGGGAGAGGAGCCGCAGAUUCCCCUGCAAGCACGCACCCGUCCAGCUCGGGUUUGACGGGUUUGACAUACUAUACAGGUUGUGGACGCUGCCCUACAACUUCCUGACCAGGAUCAUUUGCGCCACCGUGUCCGUCAUCGUCCGCAGACGGAGAGGUUCCCCAGCUCGGGCUGAUAACUCCACCGCACCAAGGGCCCUGAUGAAAAUGGACGCAGACCUGAUUCAUUCUCCGGCCGUGGGCCUCGCUGAGGAAGAGGAGGCCGACAUGAAUGACUGGAAACUCCCGCUGGCCUUCAUGAAGAAACGCCACUGUGAGAAGAUUGAGGGCUCCAAGGCUUUGGCCCAGAGCUGGAGGAUGAAGGACAGGAUGAAGACGGUGAGUGUAGCGCUGGUGUUGUGUCUCAACGUGGGAGUGGACCCUCCUGAUGUGGUCAAGACCUCCCCCUGCGCCAGACUGGAGUGCUGGAUAGAUCCUCUGUCGAUGAGUCCACAGAAAGCCCUGGAGACCAUUGGGGCCAAUCUGCAGAAGCAAUAUGAAAACUGGCAACCCAGGGCGCGUUACAAACAAAGUCUGGACCCCACGGUGGACGAGGUGAAGAAGCUGUGCACGUCACUGAGACGCAACGCCAAAGAGGAGCGAGUCCUCUUCCACUACAACGGCCACGGCGUGCCACGGCCGACCGUCAACGGGGAGAUCUGGGUUUUCAAUAAGAACUAUACCCAGUACAUCCCGCUGUCCAUCUACGACCUGCAGACAUGGAUGGGGAGCCCCUCCAUUUUUGUCUACGACUGCUCCAACGCGGGAAUCAUUGUCAAGUCGUUUAAACAGUUCGCCCUGCAGAGAGAGCAGGAACUGGAGGUCGCAGCCAUUAACCCCGGCCACCCGCUCGCUCAGAUGCCACUGCCGCCCUCUAUGAAGAACUGCAUCCAGCUGGCUGCCUGCGAGGCCAGCGAGCUGCUGCCCAUGAACCCCGACCUCCCAGCCGACCUCUUCACCUCCUGCCUCACCACACCCAUCAAGAUCGCCCUCCGGUGGUUUUGUAUGCAGAAGAGUGCCAGGUUGGUGCCAGGGGUGACGCUAGACCUCAUCGAGAAGAUCCCCGGCAGGCUCAACGACAGACGGACCCCCCUCGGAGAGCUCAACUGGAUCUUCACAGCCAUCACGGACACAAUUGCGUGGAAUGUGCUCCCUAGAGAUUUGUUCCAGAAGUUGUUUCGCCAGGACCUGCUGGUGGCCAGCUUGUUCCGCAAUUUCCUGCUAGCAGAGAGAAUAAUGAGGUCGUACAACUGCACGCCGGUCAGCAGUCCCCGUCUGCCCCCUACAUACAUGCACGCCAUGUGGCAAGCGUGGGACCUGGCCGUGGAUAUAUGCCUCUCUCAGCUGCCUACCAUCAUUGAGGAGGGCACCGCCUUCAGAGUAAUUCACAGUCCCUUCUUUGCGGAUCAGCUGACUGCGUUUGAGGUGUGGUUGACGAUGGGCGUGGAGAACAGGAACCCUCCUGAGCAGCUCCCAAUUGUACUGCAGGUCCUCCUUAGUCAGGUCCAUCGGCUGCGAGCUCUACAACUGCUCGGACGCUUUCUGGAUCUUGGCCCAUGGGCCGUCAGUCUGGCCCUGUCUGUGGGGAUCUUCCCCUACGUAUUAAAGCUGCUCCAGAGCUCCGCCCGAGAGCUGCGCCCUAUGCUGGUUUUCAUCUGGGCUAAAAUCCUUGCCGUAGACAGUUCAUGUCAAGCUGACCUGGUGAAGGACAACGGACACAAGUACUUCCUGUCGGUGUUGGCCGACAGUUACAUGCCAGUGAGUGUCCAUCGUGGAUACAAUAUAGAGGCUGAACAUCGAACCAUGGCUGUCUUCAUACUGGCUGUCAUCGUCAACAGCUACAACACAGGACAGGAGGCCUGUCUGCAGGGCAACCUAAUCGCCAUCUGCCUUGAGCAGCUGUCGGACCCUCACCCCCUGCUUCGCCAGUGGGUGGCUAUUUGCCUGGGCCGUAUCUGGCAGAACUUUGACCCGGCACGCUGGUGUGGAGUUCGAGACAGCGCCCACGAGAAGCUCUACACGCUGCUGUCGGAUCCCAUCCCUGAGGUGAGGUGCGCGGCUGUCUUCGCUCUGGGGACGUUUGUGGGGAACUCUGCUGAGAGGACGGACCACUCCACCACCAUUGACCACAACGUGGCCAUGAUGCUGGCGCAGCUCAUCAACGACGGCAGCCCCGUGGUCCGCAAGGAGCUGGUAGUCGCACUGAGUCACCUGGUGGUCCAGUAUGAAAGUAACUUCUGUACAGUUGCCCUCCAGUUUAUAGAAGAGGAGAAGAACUAUACAGUGCCAUCACCAGCCAACACAACAGAAUCCGGUAACCUGACCCCAGUGAGGGACAGCCCGGCCAUCCCACGCCUGAGAUCAGUGAACUCUUACACCAACAUUCGAGCUGCUACCACCGCCCGCAACCUGAACAAGAGUCUGCAGAACCUCAACCUCAAUGAAGAAGGUGGCCCAGCAGCCUUUUCUCCUGGUAACCUGAGCACCAGCAGCAGCGCCAGCAGCACCCUGGGGAGCCCCGACAAUGACGAGUACAUCCUCUCCUUUGAGACCAUCGACAAAAUGAGACGAGUGUCGUCUUAUUCUUCGCUCAACUCCCUUAUAGGUGUGUCCUUCAACAGUGUUUACACUCAGAUCUGGAGGGUGCUGCUGCAUCUCGCCGCAGACCCUUUUCCUGAGGUGUCCGAUCUGGCCAUGAAGGUGCUCAACAGCAUAGCGUACAAGGCAACAAUGAAUGCUCGGCCCCAAAGGAUCUUGGACUCUGGAUCUCUUACCCAGUCGGCCCCAGCCAGCCCCACCAGCAAGGGCACGCACAUCCACCAGGCUAGUGGCUCUCCUCCCAUGCCGAGCACCAGUAGCUCCAGUCUGACCAACGAGGUGCCCAAACCCCCCACCAGGGAGCCGCCGGCUACACGACCCCCCUACACCCCCACGUCGGGAGGACAAGCGCCGCACUCCCACCAGUUCCCCCGCACCCGUAAGAUGUUUGACAAGGGACCUGAGCAGGCAGCGGAGGAUGGUGACGAGCCGGGCGGUCACAGGAACUACAUCUGUGCAGCCCUCCAGACGGGCCUGUGUGAUUGGAGCGCCAAGUAUUUCGCUCAACCUGUCAUGAAGAUCCCAGAGGAGCAUGACGUGGAAAGUCAGGUGAGGAUGGAUCGCCAGUGGAGGUUCUUGAGAAACACUCGCGUAAGAAAGCAGAGCCGAGGCAUCACACAAAAGGGUGUUUCGCGUCUGGAUGAUCAAAUAUUCAUCAACCGCAACCCUGGAGUACCAUCUGUUGUGAAGUUCCACCCCUUCAACACCUGCAUCGCUGUGGCCGACAAAGACAGCAUCUGUUUCUGGGACUGGGAGAAGGGUGAGAGGUUGGACUACUUCUACAACGGAAACCCUCGGUACACUCGCAUCACGGCCAUGGAGUACCUUAACGGACACGACUGUUCAUUACUGCUCACUGCCACAGACGACGGUGCGCUACGUAUUUGGAAGAACUUUGCCGACCAGAAGAACCCGGAGAUGGUGACGGCGUGGCAGGGCCUCUCCGACAUGCUGCCCACCACCAGAAGUCAGCCCAGCACCUGCGCCCACAGUCUGGCCAGAAGGGUGUCUAUCUAUCUUGACAGGAGUAAGCAAGGUGGUGCAGGCAUGGUCGUGGACUGGGAGCAGGAGACGGGUCUCCUCAUGACGUCUGGAGAUGUCCGAGUCAUAAGGAUCUGGGACACUGACAGGGAGAUGAAGGUCCAGGACAUCCCAACCGGAGCGGACAGCUGUGUGACCAGCCUGUCCUGCGACUCCCAGCGCUCGCUCAUCGUGGCCGGUCUUGGUGACGGAUCCGUGCGCGUAUUCGACCGGAGGAUGGGUCCAAAUGAAUGUCGGGUUAUGACCUACAGGGAGCACGGAGCUUGGGUGGUCAAAGCUCAUCUACAGAAGGAGACUGAGGGGCACAUUAUUAGUGUCAGCGUUAACGGAGAUGUUCGAUUCUUUGAGCCGCGGAGCCCCGACUCCAUCAACGUGCUGCAGACGGUGAAGGGUUUGACGGCCCUGGACAUCCACCCGCAGGCCAACUUAUUUGCUUGCGGGUCGAUGAACCAGUUCAUAGCGGUCUACAACUCUAACGGAGAUGUGAUCAGCAACAUAAAGUAUUAUGACGGCUUCAUGGGACAAAGGAUUGGGGCCAUCAGCUGUUUAGCUUUCCAUCCUCACUGGCCCCACUUGGCGGUGGGCAGCAACGACUACUACAUGUCCAUCUACUCUGCAGAGAAGAGGCUCAGAUAACACACCAGCAUUCAUCAACAACUCCUCCCCGUCAACUCUGCCUCAUGGGACUUCUGAACCACAGCCUCGAGCUCUGGGAUGUAAAUGACCUUCUUCUUGUACAUAUGCAAUUACCACCCUGAAUGUUCUAGUGAUGGCUGCUGACGAAAACUACGAAUACACAUAUGCAUACAUACAUAUAUACAUGUAUGUAUCUGUAUACAUAUAUAAUUAUUAUUCUCACUGUUUAUUCUUAUUGUUAUUAUGAUGCUAAUGAUUGUAGUCUUGGCUGUGCUGAGGAGUGUGUAUAUUUAAAUAGCGCAUACAGAAGAAUAGAGGUUCUAUUUUAAAGAAGUGGUACCCACUGGUCUCCACCGCACGGCGAGCAUCUCUGACAGAACGAACUGUGACGCCUGCAAAACUACACGGGGCAAGGGAGGUCCACGCGCACUGUUAAAACUCACUGGUGCAGGAAACACAAGACUCGCCCCCCCCGCUGGACCCCAGUGUGUACAUGAAUUAUUUUAAUGGCCCGUCUCAGUUUUGCUACCUUGCUGCACCGCUGGCAAGACGUUUGUAGAGACGGAGCCAGAGAUGGAGGACUGUGCUCAUUCUGACGACCGGGCUGACUUGGUGUGUGUGCGUGCGUGCGUGCGUGCGUGCGUGCGUGCGUGCGUGCGUGCGUGCGUGCGUGCGUGUGUGCGUGUGCGUGUGUGUGUGUGUGUGUUUAAGUGGAUCAUAGCACACAUGUGCCCCGCAGUGGGCCUUCAAGCCUUGGGCUUAAUUAAUGCCCAAAAAAGAUGCCUGCUCCAAUGCUCAAACUCUCCUUCUUGCUUCCCUGACCUAGCGUGCCAAACAUAAUCACAUUUUCCAUACAAGCCCUGUUUUUGUCAAUAAGGGAGUCUUUUUGUUUGUAUGUUGUCUUUUUUUAUGUAAUGUCUGUAAAAGGGAGAAACCUCUGUUGCCCCCCCCCCCCCCCCCCCCGAUGAUACAAAAUAUUAUAUCGAGCACAGUGAGAGGCUAAAUAGGUAAAUAGUAAGCACCUAGUCCUCCAGGGAGCCUGCGGUACCUGUCCACUCGCCCUGCAAAGCAAUAAAAAUCCCACAUGAAUCAGUGUCAAACAAAUGUUUUAGUCUGAAGGUGAUUAGCAUCAAUAGCUUCAGACUGAGGAACUCCCCUAAAACCCUGCUACAGCAUCCAAAGGGGACACAAUUUAGCAAAUGAAACAAACUAAUUUCCAGCCUAGUUGAUUUUUACUGGAGGGUUGAGUAGUUAAGACAUCAGAUGAAUAAAGUGUCCCGUGAUUGACUUCUAAUCAAUAGGUCCUUCAUUGCAGAAGAUUUAAAAAAGCCCCAAAACCUUUUAUUUCUUCACUUUGAUGCCAUUCCAUUGUUUCCUGGCUUGAUAAAUAGAAGUUGGUUACUUAUGUGAGCACAGUGAGGGUCGGCUUCCUCAUCUCCUAAACAACCUCGAGAGGUCUUUUAGGUUGAGUGAUUCAUCACACCAGGGAUCACUUGCUCGCCCCGCUGUUAGGGUCAACUUUCAUUUUGAUAAUAAUACCCUCUGUAAUGUUUUUUCCCCGUCAUUGAAUUUUCAUUUUGAUUUUACCGCCAGGCUUGUUUGGUUUUUAUUUUGUUGAACAAAGUUGGAGGCCUAAAGCGAGUUGCAUGUUAAUCGGUGACAUCACAGCUCUCUCUCUCUCUCUCUCUCUCUCUCUCUCUCUCUCUCUCUCUCUCUCUCUCUCUCUCUCUCUCUCUCUCUCUCUCUCUCUCUCUCUCUCUCUCUCUCUCUCUCUCUCUCUCUCCUGUAUGUGCUCACUUGUCAAGUUUUAGUCUUGAGUCCACAUCUAGCUCAGGUACUUAAUGAGCCACCUCAAACCAACGUAAACCACUGCCAGCCUCCAAAGUGUCAUGAUGGACAGGCGCAUGCAGUGAUGUGACUGGUUGAUUAUGAUUAUGGACGUUUAUGACACAAAUGUCGUGGUGGUGCUGUUUGGCAUGGUGCCUCUUCUGGUGGUUAUAUUUUGUGCAGUAUCACCGUAAACGUGCCUCUUCCUUGGGGCUGCAGCUUUGCUUAUUGAGCUUUUUAAAAUAUUUUGUUCUUUUCCUGUUUUGUCAUUUUCUGUUUUUAAAUCUGCCGGCAUUUUGUUUGCCUUAGCCUCAGUGAGGUCGAAUGGGGAAAAAGAGAGACAGCCUUACCCCCCUCCCCCCCACCCCCCUUACACACACACACUGCACACUACCCUUGCCCCGAGUCAUCGCCAGUUUACCCCAACAGCCCCCCCUCCCUCCUUUCUGCCCUGCCAUGCCCCCCCCAGCCCUCUGCAUCAGCUGCUUUUCUUGGAGGAAGUGGAAACAAGCGGCUGCAGAGGAAGUCCUCACCGUCACUGAGCUCUUUAGCGCUCCACACGAUUCGGCGGGCAUCGCCUGCGCCAGCGGCUCAGCCAUAGUUGUCUAAUUUGGACCAUUUGCUCAGAAUCACGUUCAUCUCGAUCCUGCUUUUGAGUUUUGCAACUUUAGAUCCGGAGAAAAAAAGAAAGACUUUAAAAGUAGUAAAGGAAACAUGAAAACAAUCAGGUCUUUCUCUGUGACUGCUUUGCUGACUGGUUUAUAAGUCAGGAGAUGAAAUAAACCAAAUACAACACUG